UCCAAUAGCAACCCUUCAAAAAAAUUUAUCUCCAUUGUACACAAUAUCAGCACUCUCAAUAUAAGGGGCCAUACAUGAUCCUGAACUGACUUAGAAACAAGAUACGCUGAGCCCAUUCACCAUGAAAUUACUCGCCCUGUCCAUCUUUCUUCUAAUCGGCGUCACGCAAAACUGCCUCGCUGCCGUGAGUGGCCGAGGUCCAGGUGGCCCGGGAGGAGAGCCUCCGGUGUUUGAUUGCACCGGUAAAGUUGGGUAUUAUGCAGACCUAUGGAAAAAUUGCGAGGUCUAUUACCAAUGUCUCGAAGAUGGAACUAAGCUGACGUUCGGUUGCCCUAGUCAUCCUAUACAAAUGUAUUUUAACGAAGCAACUGUCCAAUGUAUUGAAAAUUACGUAUGCCCAGAACCGGAACCUAUCAACCCUAUUUAAUGUUUCGAGCCUUCAACGUAAAAGUCUUCUUCUUGAAAUAUAAUCGUGGAAUUUGCUUUCAAAUUUUUAGUUAGAAGCAAUGGGGUUUCUAAAACAUGAAAUACUUUAAUGUGAUUGGUGGCUACAAUAAAAUAAGACGUCAUUCAAAUCUAA
Messenger RNA from Daphnia carinata, 580 nucleotides. RefSeq lists its product as uncharacterized. The record is from RefSeq and is a predicted model, not a curated record. Lineage: Eukaryota; Metazoa; Arthropoda; Branchiopoda; Diplostraca; Daphniidae. Gene Ontology annotation, cellular component: extracellular region. The coding region runs from base 122 to 427 and encodes 101 amino acids. Gene Ontology annotation, molecular function: chitin binding. The transcript has 3 exons.